Molecule: messenger RNA, 2481 nt
Organism: Osmerus eperlanus (European smelt)
Lineage: Eukaryota; Metazoa; Chordata; Actinopteri; Osmeriformes; Osmeridae
Product: zinc finger protein 536-like
Exons: 4
Coding region: 1-2481 (826 amino acids)
Biological process (GO): regulation of DNA-templated transcription
Cellular component (GO): nucleus
Molecular function (GO): RNA polymerase II cis-regulatory region sequence-specific DNA binding; DNA-binding transcription factor activity, RNA polymerase II-specific
Source: RefSeq, a predicted model, not a curated record
AUGUAUCUAGGUUGGAGUCCUCCAUUUGCUGCGCAGGUGUACCCUCAGUGGAAUGGAAGCUCCAGCUUCAAGUCAUCUCUGUCACACCCCUCCCUUCACGACCCAAUCAGGGCCCGGAUGGCUCUCCUAGCCAAUCAGCUCCUGGACCCCAGGGUUCUGAAUGGUAUGAACGGGAGAGUUGACCUCCCGUCCUUCCUGCGGGCUCAAAACCCCCCGGGCAUCCCAGCCCAGGCGUCCAGCACGGAAGAAGACACCCGCAAGAACAGGAAGUACCCGUGCCCGCUGUGCGGCAAGCGCUUCCGUUUCAACAGCAUCCUGUCGCUGCACAUGCGCACGCACACCGGCGAGAAACCGUUCAAGUGUCCGUAUUGUGACCACCGGGCCGCCCAGAAGGGGAACUUGAAGAUCCACCUGCGCACACACAAGCAGGGCAUUCUGGGUAAAGGCCGGGGGCGAAUCAGAGAAGAGAACCGUCUGCUUCAUGAGCUGGAGGAGAGAGCCAUCCUGAGGGACAAACAGAUAAGAGGCAGUCUCCCGCCCCACGUACUCCAGACACAACUGCCCCAGUCUGCCUCUCUGACUGCCCCCCAGACCUCUCAGUCCCCCUCAGGCCCCGUGGACGCCCUCCUACAGCCCUCCCCCUCCCCCAAUAUGGCGUCUGUCCUGGAGGAGCCCUCCCCCCUGCCCCCGCCCUCAGGCUUCCGCUGCUCCUUCUGUAAGGGAAAGUUCCGGAAGCAGCAGGAGUUGGAGCGUCACAUAAGGAUCCUCCAUAAGCCCUACAAGUGCACCCUGUGCGACUACGCCGCCUCCCAAGAGGACCAGCUCAUCGGCCACGUGGAGACGGCCCACAUCUCAGCCGAGGACGCUCAUGGAGGGAGGCCCACGGCGGGGAGGCCUGGGGGGGAGUUCCCCUGCGAGGUCUGCGGGCAGACCUUCAGCCAGGCGUGGUUCCUCAAAGGACACAUGAGGAAACACAAGGACUCGUUCGAGCACUGCUGUCAGAUCUGCGGAAGACGCUUCAAGGAGCCAUGGUUUCUCAAGAACCACAUGAAGGUUCACCUCAACAAGCUGGCUGCCAAGAGCAGCAGGCCCCCAAGCUUGGCGGAUGUAGCGGUUAGCUUCAGCAGCGUAGCCCAGGACCCCCAAGCUAACCUGUACUCCCAGUACAUCUCCAGUCUCCACAGGAGGUUCCUGUCCACUGAGAGAGCUGGACAGCCUGACUACCAUCACAGCUUCUCCUCUGCCGAGGUGGAGCUGAAGGUCAAGGACCUGCUGGGGAGGAUGCUUGCCCAGGGAACAGGCCUGGUGGAGGGGGAAGGUCGGAGGAAGCUUGCCCAUGGACAGGGCCUGGUGGAGGGGGAAGGUCGGAGGGUGCUUGCCCAGGGAACAGGCCUGGUGGAGGGGGAAGGUCGGAGGAUGCUUGCCCAUGGACAGGGCCUGGUGGAGGGGGAAGGUCGGAGGGUGCUUGCCCAUGGACAGGGCCUGGUGGAGGGGGAAGGUCGGAGGGUGCUUGCCCAUGGACAGGGCCUGGUGGAGGGGGAAGGUCGGAGGGUGCUUGCCCAUGGACAGGGCCUGGUGGAGGGGGAAGGUCGGAGGGUGCUUGCCCAUGGACAGGGCCUAGUAGAGGGGGAGAGUCAGACGAUGCUUGCAAAGGGACAGGACUCCUUGCUGGGCUGCCUGCUUCCCCCUCUCCUGAGCUCCGGAGGUAUGGACCUUCUCCAAGCUGCUGACAGUGACAGAGACGGUAAUAGUGCUAAUCCCAGAUAUCCCGGCUGGCAGAUCAUGGCACCGGGACUGUCCCUGGAGCAGAUAUACACACCUGCCGACCCGCACCAUUGCUACCCGCCUCAGAAGCGUGUGCCGGAAGGCCUGGUUCUCCAGGUCUCAGCCACGGUGGACCAGAGACCCAGACAGGGACAGGCCGAUCCCAGGCUGGCAGUGCCCCGCUGGAACGCCCCCAGCCCUCCCUCUCAGCCUCAGGUGAGCCGGCCCUACAGGACUCCUUUCCCAACGGACUACCCUAGUGACUACCCCAGCACACAGCCAGCCCCCUUCAGCUACCAGCCCCCCUGGCUGGAGAGCCGGGGCCUCACACAUCCCCGGCGCCAAGCCCAAACCUCGGGACCAAAGCCCCAGACUGAGCCCUCCCAGAGCCAGACCCCCAGCACCCAAGCCCAUACCCCCAGCACCAAGCCCAUACCCCCCAGUCCCAAUCUCAAGCCCAGGCCCGGGCACCAAAGCCCGGAUACUGGUCUGUACUCUGACGUGGAAACCUCUGACUCCAGCAGGGUACAGCCAGACUCGAUGCUCAGUGACAGACAGGCUGAGGUGAGUGAGGGCGAUGUGGGUCUGGGGGUCCCUGGUCCCUCCCCCCAUCCCAGGCACGGCGGGGCAGCAGGAGCCCCUGGACCUCUCUCUCCGACCAGACUUGGAGGGGUCCCAGGUGGAUCGGUCCCCCAGACAGGGGUGCCCAGCCCCUGA